Messenger RNA from Gopherus flavomarginatus (Mexican gopher tortoise), 2733 nucleotides. It is a transcript of the gene GTSE1, whose product is annotated as G2 and S-phase expressed 1. The record is from RefSeq and is a predicted model, not a curated record. The transcript has 12 exons. Bases 483 to 2612 code for a protein of 709 amino acids. NCBI's taxonomy places the organism in Eukaryota, Metazoa, Chordata, Testudines, Testudinidae. Gene Ontology annotation, cellular component: microtubule cytoskeleton; cytoplasmic microtubule. Gene Ontology annotation, molecular function: microtubule binding.
ACAGGAGAUGAACGGGCUGGCUCUCAGGACAGCCUCAAUUUGGCGCAGGCGAGCCAUACGCGGACUCGGGGCCGGCCCGGGCCGUGAGUGGAGGGGAACGGCGGCGAGAGCCUCACUCUGGUCCUGGCUGGGGCAGGGACCCAGGUCCCCCGGGACAGGCUGGAGCAAACCAGGGCCAAGGGGCGCUGCGCCUCAGCGGUCAUCCCUCCUGAACUACGAGUCCCAGCAUGCAUUGGGUUCUCGCGCCACCCGCACGCCGUCAGCCCAGGGUCACGAGGCUGUAACCUCGUUUAAACCUACCAAUGAGGAAGCUCGAUCUGUGACAGUUCUACGUGCGCCUGGCCGCGAGCAAUUCAAAUGUGCUGCCGCUGCGCGCCGCUUCCCUUCUAAGCGAGCAGGGGUCGCCCGCAGCCUCGGGGUGCACUGUGCGGCUGGAGGGCCUGAGCCGGUGCGCAGCGUCGGCGGGGCGGCUCGGGGACACUAUGGAGGAAGGAAAGGAAAUGUCAGUAGGCUUAUCAAGUGAUAUGACUGAAGAAAAACUGGAUGUUUGCAAGAACAGUGACUUUCCCCUUCUAACUGAUGAAAAAUUUGAUUUUGACCUUUCACUGUCUCCUGCAAGUGGAAAUGAAGAUGAAGUUUUCGUUGGACCUCUUGGACACAAAGAAAAAUGUGUUGCUGUCAGUAUUGAAGCAACUAAAGAUGCUGAAGAAAAGAUCCCUCAAACCCCUGAUGAUAAGCUUAUGUGGAGUCCUCUUACUGGAGAGAAAUUUGUAGAAAUUUUUAAAGAAGCUCAUUUGUUAGCACUGCAGCUAGAAAGUGGCAACAAAAAUGAACAGAAUAAAGUCACCCAAUCAGAAGGACCAAAACCCAAAGUUAUAGAAAAAUUUGUGCAAGCAUCCAAGUCAAAACUAAAAAUCUUUCAAAAAGGAAACAUAGAAAAAAGCCCCAGGGCUAUUAAAAGGGAGACGUACUGUGUGUGGGACAGCCCAAUUUGUCAACUGCCUCCUUCCUUUCAGAAGCGUUCAGAUUUAUCUGUGACUGCGGUUGACAAAACUCCUCCAAACACAUCUAGUCCAAUUAAAAUCCAUAAAUUUCCUAAAAUAUCUGUUUCACCUCUAGCCCGAGAACAGCAAAGUGAUGAAAAAAAUAAAAAGGCAAUAAGCAAAUUACAUACAAAGGCUUCAUCUGCUCUUGGAAAAAGCCAUCAACUGACAGUAGAAAAGCCAAAACCAGGGAAAAAACAUUUGACCAGCAUGGGGUCAUCUGAAGAUCUACUUUCUGACAAAUCCAGUGUUGCUUCAGAUGUAUGUGACUCAUCAUUCAGUGGGAGUUCAUCAUUACAAGACAAGCGAGUUCUUCCUUCUCAAAGCAAGUUCGGAUUAAGGAAGACACAGUUAAAACCUCCUAGUGCUGCUAAUGGUCCUGUAAGAAAGAACACCUCAUCUUCAUCGUCGUCGUCCAUUUCGAGCAUGAACUCCAGUUUGAAUUCAAGUUUGUCUGUCUCUCCCAUAGGGGGAAAUGCUAAAUCGAGCAUCUCUUCAAAAAUUUCUGUGAGCAGCUCCAAACUCUCAUCUAGCACAAAGAGACUGGCUAUGGUUAGACCUAUCAGAAUGUCAUCUGUGCAGGCUGUCCAUUCUGAGGUGUCCUGCAAGCAAACAAGAUCAGUUAGUACUCCCAGAAUAUCUACUGCUGGGAAUUUAGCCAAGUCUUCAGUUUCUGUGACAGGAUCCCAAACUCUAGCCAGUGGAAUUCAGAGACUGAGCUCAGUUCCUAAUCUGCAGAAGAUAUCUCAGCAGAACAAAGAUGGAAGUGCAGCAAAAGGAAACACAUGCCCAAAAGACAAGGCUGAAGUUAUACUCACACCUUCAAAUCAGAUUAAGGUCCCUAAGAGAUGUGGAGGUUCAUCACCAGAAAAUACAGCAUCAAAAAUAAAGCAGCCAAUCAGAUUAUUAUCUUGUGGCACAUUUGGAAGCGGUGUGGCUGUUUGCACUCCUGUCAGACCUUCCGAAGAUGGGGCCUUGCAGAACUCUUGUCUUAGUUCCAGGUCCAUUUUAAUUACUCCAGCCAGUAUAAAACGUUCUGCUCUGCCUACCCCCGCCAGUCGUCGUAUCUCAGGAAUUCCAGCAAUGACUCCUAAAACUUUGCCAAGAUCUGUCUCCUCUCCACAUUUUAUGUCUGUUCGUCAAGUUUCCAGUGUGUCCGCCAGAAAGAGUCUUGCAACUGGUUCUAAACAGGCAAAGGACACCAAGACACAAGUGUCAUCAUUUGAAGAUGAUGACUUAUCUCCUCCACCUAUGAUACCUCUUACACUUGUCUUUUCACCAGAAAAGACUACUGAAAUAGCACAGACUGAAAUACAAAAACAGCCAGCUGAAGGAGCACAAACUAAUGAGGUCUUGCUGGUAGAUAUUGGAAUAGAUAAAACUUCCAUUGCUGCUUUGGAAUGUGAAAGCAGACCUCUCAUUGACCUUUCUAAUACUCCGGAAGUGAAUAAAGUUAUUCCAUUAAAACCUAGUGUGGUAGGACAGCUAAUAGAUUUGAGUUCUCCUCUUAUCACUCUGAGUCCUGAAGUGAACAAAGAGAAUCUGGAUUCCCCUCUGCUGAAGUUCUAAACUAAACCUUAGCUCAGCCAAAAAUUCUUGGGACUAGCAUCUGCAAUCUUGAUUUGAUAUAUUAGCUAUCUUAAUAGGACUGUGUGAAGUGAAUAUCAUGCAAUAAAAUCCCUUUAAUGUA